Tripterygium wilfordii is the source of this 1164-nucleotide messenger RNA. Its product is annotated as MYB-like transcription factor ODO1. Lineage: Eukaryota; Viridiplantae; Streptophyta; Magnoliopsida; Celastrales; Celastraceae. The coding region runs from base 124 to 945 and encodes 273 amino acids. The record is from RefSeq and is a predicted model, not a curated record. The transcript is spliced from 2 exons.
UGUGUUUCUUAAUUUAUAUCGAUAUAUAUAUAUAUAUACAUGACUAUAGUCUUUUAUAUAAAGUUGUGUGUAUUGGAUAAAUCUAGUGGAGGUGGUUUGGUUCAUUAUUACUAUUAUUAAGUCAUGGGAAGACAACCUUGUUGUGAUAAACUUGGUGUGAAGAAGGGUCCAUGGACAGCCGAGGAGGACAAGAAACUCAUCAAUUUUAUACUCACAAAUGGCCAGUGUUGUUGGCGUGCCGUGCCUAAGCUCGCUGGACUCCGUCGCUGCGGCAAGAGCUGCCGGCUUCGUUGGACUAACUAUCUUAGGCCUGACUUGAAGAGAGGUCUUCUUACCGAAGAUGAAGAACAGUUGGUUAUCGAUCUUCAUGCUCGUCUUGGCAAUAGGUGGUCCAAGAUAGCAGCCAGAUUACAAGGACGAACUGAUAAUGAGAUUAAGAAUCAUUGGAACACCCACAUCAAGAAAAAGCUUCUUAAGAUGGGGAUCGAUCCGGUUACUCAUGAACCCUUGCAUGAUAAUCACAAACCUAAGCCAGGCGAUGAACUUAGUUCAUCUCAUGCUAACCAUCAUCGUAUGCCAGAAUCUGGUGAUAAUAACAACUCAAGUUCAUCACCAACUGAAAAUUGUUCAUCAAGUACUACUACUACUACUACUACUAAUAUAUGCACUGAUGAGACACUACUGAAUAGUCUUUGGAUGGAUGAUGAUCAACAUCCCCUAGUUGAUGUCAUUUCUUGCAACAACAACAACAACAACCUGCUGCCACCGGCAAUGGAAAAUCACGGCGAGACGGUGCCUAGCUUGCCUUCUUUAGAGGAUGAUUGUGCUUUUUUGUUCGACUGUCAAGAUUUUGGGGUUCACGAUUAUGGUCUGGAUUAUUGUUUCAGUGACAUUAAUGAGUUUAGUACAGGACUGAACUCAUUAGAGAUGACCAACAAGCACUAGUAUAUGUGUGUGUAUACAUACAUAUAUAUGUGUAUAUAUAUACACACACACACAUAUGAUGACGAUAUGAAGCUCCAAAAUCACAGGUUACAAAGGGUCAUGUCUAGCUAGCUACAUAUGAUUAUAUGUAGUAGUCAUUGAUCAUGAUCAUUUUGUGUUUUCUCUGUAGUGUUAGAUUUUGUGUACCAUGUAUGUGUUACUUUACCGGCUUUAUAUAUA